GGAUAUCAUAGUACGUAUGGGAAGUCAAAAAGCUCACGAACACUACAAGCAACUUGGUUCACCCAAGUGGAUAUGUGCGCCCAUGGUUGACCAGUCCGAGCUACCUUUUCGUUUAUUGUGUAGACGUUAUGGAGUAGAACUUUGUUACACUCCCAUGUUACAUAGCCGAAUUUUCCUUCAAGAAGAGAAAUAUAGAAAGACUCACUUUACCACUUGUGAAGAAGACAGACCGCUGGUUGUUCAAUUUUGUGCAAACGAUCCCGAUAUAUUUGUACGCGCUGCAGAACUUGUACAAUUUCAAUGUGAUGCGGUGGACUUGAAUUUAGGCUGUCCUCAACAUAUAGCUAAGAAAGGUUAUUAUGGGGCUUUUUUACAAGAUAAUUGGCAACUAAUCGAAAGGAUAGUUUCUACGGCAGCAAACAAACUGUCAGUCCCAGUAUGGUGCAAAAUUAGGAUUUUCGAUGAUGUGAAGCGAACCAUAGAAUAUGCACGAAUGAUUGAAAACGCCGGUUGUCAAGUGUUGGCUGUACACGGAAGAACGAGAGAACAGAAAGGAAAGGAACCUGGACCCGCCAAUUGGGAUACUAUUCGUGCUGUUCGAGAAGCGCUUUCCAUUCCAGUAUUAGCAAAUGGCAGUGUUUCUAGUUUACAGGGUGCCAAGCUGUGUUUGGAACAUACAGGUUGUUUAGGUGUUUUAUCAGCUACACAUUUGUUAGAUAAUCCAAAACUUUUUACAAAUGAUCCAUCGCCUGAUAAGAUUGUCUUGUCGCAAGAAUAUUUGGAAUUGACAAAGCAAUAUCCUGUGGAACUGACGAUGAUAAGAGGACAUCUCUUUCGACUAUGGAAGCAACUUAUGUCGAUAUCACAAAUGCAAAAGUUGGCCACUGCUUCUCAUGUACAAGAAAUGGAACAGGUGAUGUUAGUAAGUAAUGACAUGGAAAGAGGUAUUGUAUCCGAUUGAAGUACUCUUUAUUAUUUAGGAAU
Messenger RNA from Galdieria sulphuraria, 984 nucleotides. RefSeq names its product tRNA-dihydrouridine synthase 1. The transcript has 2 exons. Gene Ontology annotation, biological process: tRNA processing. The record is from RefSeq and is a predicted model, not a curated record. Gene Ontology annotation, molecular function: flavin adenine dinucleotide binding; tRNA dihydrouridine synthase activity. Lineage: Eukaryota; Rhodophyta; Bangiophyceae; Galdieriales; Galdieriaceae. Bases 17 to 961 code for a protein of 314 amino acids.